Aspergillus mulundensis is the source of this 951-nucleotide messenger RNA. RefSeq names its product ATP phosphoribosyltransferase. The coding region runs from base 1 to 951 and encodes 316 amino acids. The transcript is spliced from 5 exons. Gene Ontology annotation, cellular component: cytoplasm. The record is from RefSeq and is a predicted model, not a curated record. Gene Ontology annotation, molecular function: magnesium ion binding; ATP phosphoribosyltransferase activity. NCBI's taxonomy places the organism in Eukaryota, Fungi, Ascomycota, Eurotiomycetes, Eurotiales, Aspergillaceae. Gene Ontology annotation, biological process: L-histidine biosynthetic process.
AUGGAUCUCGUUAACCAGAAGACUCCUCUUCGCAGUCCCCAAGAGCAAGUCCCCCGUCCCAUCCGCCCAUCCCCCAACCUGAAAGGACGCCUCCAACAAGCAACCCUCGACCUCCUCUCCGGCUGCGACAUCCAAUUCCGCCGCGAAAACCGCCUCGACAUCGCGCUGGUCAAGAACCUGCCUAUCGCGCUCAUCUUCCUCCCCGCCGCCGACAUCCCCACCUUCAUCGGCGAGGGCCGCGUCGAUCUCGGCAUCACGGGACGCGACCAGGUCGCCGAGCACGAUGCGCAGCUUCACCUCCCCGAGGGCGAGGUCUCGGGCGUGCAGGAGAUCCUGGACCUCGGAUUCGGCGGGUGCAAGCUGCAGGUCCAGGUUCCGGAGAAGGGAGACGUCCAGACGGUUGAGCAACUCAUUGGCAAGAACGUGGUGACGAGCUUCACGGCGCUGAGCGAGCAGUUCUUCGCCAAGCUGGAGAAGGAGAACGGCGCGGACAAGAAGACCAACAUCAAGUAUGUUGGCGGCAGUGUGGAGGCAGCCUGCGCGCUUGGUGUCGCUGAUGGAAUCGUUGACCUUGUCGAAUCCGGCGAGACAAUGCGCGCAGCCGGGCUAAAGGCCAUCGACACCGUCGUCGAGAGCACCGCCGUCCUCGUCAAGAACCGCAACACCACGAACCCGCUCGUCGACCUCAUCGCCUCCCGUGUCCGCGGUGUCAUCACCGCCAAGAAGUUCGUCCUCUGCCAGUACAACAUCCCCCGCGACAGCCUCUCAACCGCCAGCAGCAUCACACCCGGCAAGCGCGCGCCCACUGUGACCGCGCUCGAAGAGGACGGCUGGGUGGCCGUCAGCUCGAUGGUCGAGAAGAAGCAGAUUGCCACGGUCAUGGACGAGCUGACCAAGGUUGGCGCCACGGAUAUCUUGGUCUUGAGCAUCACCAACUCGCGGACAGACUAG